CAGAACAAGAAUAAACUAAUUUUCCCUUCCGCUUCUUCUUUUUCUUUCGUACGAAAUUCCGACGCGUGAACCUUUCACGCGUCAAUUGGUAUCAGAGCCGGGUUUCGAGAGAAUCCAGGACUUGAACGAGAUGCCGCCGAAGAAGAAUACGUCGUCUUCUUUGGAAGCCGCCGAUGAUGUAGUCGGCUAGCAACUCUGGGAUGCGAUGGAUCGGGCCGCCGAUCUCGAUCAACAGCUGCGUGUCGCUGAGGAGGAUCGCGGUCAGCUCCGGGCCGAUGUUGGGAAUCUCAAGGACGGCCGACCGGCGCUGCAAAUCGAGAUUCGCCAGACGAGUAGAGGAAAUGCGGCACGAAUCGGAGAGGAACGGGGAGGCUUUGCGACGUGACCUCGAGGGCUUCAUGAAGAGGAUGGAAGCUCUAUUUGCCGAUAAGGGACGGGACGGCGACCGACGCACCACAGAUCAAAUCGCAACCGAGGAGAAACUCAAGGGGGUGGAGUCGGCACAGGCAAGCCCCAAGGGAGAGGGCCAUGCGAUCCUGCCAACGCCAUCGUCGAAAGGAUCCCGAUCCGGCUUAGGGGCAAGGACAACGUCAUUCCUCUCACUGAGAUGGCGUUGGAUAGUCUAGCCUUGGAUGACAAAGACGGCGGGGCCGCUAGGUCGAUCCUGAAGAUCAACGAACGACCGCGGCGUGAGACCAGGGACGAAAGCGGCAUGGGAUCAAAGGAGGACUAGGCAGGAUCGAAGGACGGAGGUUUCCGGGUUGAUGUCGGGAAGGCUCGCGAGAUAGGCCAACCUCAAAGCCGACUGGUCCUCGCAAUGCUCGAACCAGGCGAGCCUGGAGGUGGUCAAGGACGACGCUAGGGUCCGGUAGACGGGAGGGUUAGUUCGGGACCAAGCCAAACGGUCCGACCAUGCGGGAGCUCGAGAACCGGGACACUGGGAGGACUCGGGAAAGUGACGAGGC
This is a messenger RNA of Linum trigynum, 965 nucleotides long. The record is from the annotation of a GenBank genome assembly. NCBI's taxonomy places the organism in Eukaryota, Viridiplantae, Streptophyta, Magnoliopsida, Malpighiales, Linaceae.